Hemibagrus wyckioides is the source of this 2372-nucleotide messenger RNA. RefSeq names its product testis derived transcript (3 LIM domains) (gene tes). The transcript has 7 exons. The coding region runs from base 180 to 1886 and encodes 568 amino acids. NCBI's taxonomy places the organism in Eukaryota, Metazoa, Chordata, Actinopteri, Siluriformes, Bagridae. The record is from RefSeq and is a predicted model, not a curated record. Gene Ontology annotation, molecular function: zinc ion binding.
ACAAUGAGAUGAACAGCCGAGGUGCAGGAAAGAGAGAGAGAGAGGGAGAGGGAGAGGGCAAAAAGUGAAAGAUCUGCCCCAGUCUCACACUGACCGUUUGACCAAACUCAUUUCUUCGACUAGGAUUAUUUUUUCCAUAUACAUAUUUUUGUGGGGAGAAAAAUCAGCUCCAACUGACCAUGGAAAUCGAGAAGGAAGUAAAAAAGAUGACCCUGGGCCAUGAGAUCGGAGCUGGAGCAGCGUGUCUGAAAUGCAAGGACAAGUGCGAGGGCUUUGAGCUUCACUUCUGGAGAAAGAUCUGUCGCAACUGCAAGUGCGGGUUAGAAGACCACGAUGUGCAGCUGCAGACGGAAGAGAACCAGAAGGUGGGGCGGCUUUUCGAAGACACCAAGUACACGAGCCUCAUAGCCAAGCUAAAGAAAGAUGGAGUUCCUUCCUACCAAGGCAGCCAGCUCACCAUAACUAUCAGCACGCCUGCUGUAGGGACCGCGGUACCUGUUGCAGUGGCUGGUACUGCGGGGACAGUGAGUCCUGUCUAUUCCCAUGGUGUCCCUGGCCAAGACGCCCCCUUUGUCCCUGGCCAAGGCGCCCCCUCUGUCCCCAGCCACGGCGCCCCCUCUGUCCCCAGCUACGGCGCCCCCUCUGUCCCUGGCCACGGCACCCCAUCUGUUCCUGCCCAUGGUGCCCCCUCUGUCCCUCAUAAGGGUGCUCCUUCUGCUGCAGGACAAGGUUUUCCCUCUGUCCCCGGCCAGGGCGCCCCCUCUGUCCCUCACAAGGGUGCUCCAUCUGCUGCAGGCCAGGGUUUCCCCUCUGCUCCCGGCGGCUCCUUUGCCGCAGGUCACGGUAUCCCUUCUGCUGCCCCUGUUGCUACUGCAGUCACUCCUGCUGCCGUGGCAGCCAAAAAGGAUGUGGUCAAAGCAGUCACCUACGAGUGGGCUCCUCCUGGGGUUAACCAGAAGUUGGCUCUGCGUUACAUGGAGCUGCUUCCACCAGAACGCCGGCCCAUAGCAGGCACUCAGGGAGCAGAUUACCGCAAGAAGCAGAUGGCCAAGCAGCUACCUGAACACGACCAGGAUCCGGAGCGCUGUCACGAGCUCUCACCUGGUGAGGUCAAACAAAUGCAGCAGUACGUGCGCAAGUACAAGGACGAGGCUCUGGGUAUCGGAGACCUGACCCUCCCUGAGGAGCUCGGCUCUCAAGCAGGCACUGGUGUGAACCCUGGAGCACCCGGGGACCAGGGCACGGCUGCCGUGGGGAAGGUCGGGAUCCCGGGUGCAGUGGGGGCUGGAAGUGGGGCCGGACCUGCUGGGAAAUACGAGUGUCAUCACUGCCAGCGCGUCAUGAACCGCGGCGACCCGGCAGUUUACGCAGAGCGCGCCGGAUACGACAAGCUGUGGCACCCGGGAUGCUUCGUCUGCUGCACCUGCAACGAGCUGCUGGUGGAUAUGAUCUACUUCUGGAAGAAGGGAAAGCUCUACUGUGGCCGGCAUUACGGAGACAGCGAGAAACCACGAUGCGCCGGGUGUGAUGAGCUCAUCUUCAGUAACGAGUACACGCAGGCCGAGGGGCAGAAUUGGCACCUGAAGCACUUCUGCUGCUUCGACUGCGACUGCGUUCUGGCUGGAGAAACCUACGUCAUGGAGAACGACAAGCCGGUGUGUCAGCCCUGCUACAUGAAGAACCAUGCUGUGCACUGCGUGUCCUGUAAGAAGCCGAUCGAGCCCGAGGCGCAGCGCGUGUCCUACGGUGAGCAUCACUGGCACGCGGAGCCUCAGUGUUUUCAGUGCUCCGGCUGCUCCAAGUGCCUGGUUGGUCAGCGCUUCAUGGCUCUGCAGGGGAAACUCCUCUGCUCCGUCGAGUGUAAGAAGAAGGUCCUGGCGUCUUAGGAGAACAUCUACAGAGCUACAUGACCCAGUCCUUAUUUCAUAACCACUCUGUUUAUAACCACUGGUUUAAAUCGUGCUGUUUUUUUUUCAGCAAGCACUUGUUGUUGUUGUUGUUGUUGUUUAUUUUUUCUUGGCUUUAAUUUCUGCCGAAUAACAUCGUUAACAUUCACACGGAUUCUUCAAAGCCGUGGUUUUGCAUGCAGCCAGGUGCAGGGAGGCAGAGAGACAGUAAAUGGAAAUGAGCAGAGAGAGAGAGACUUCGGAGACGAGGUGAAACUCCGCCCACAAGCUGUCCAUCAUCUCCUGCAUCUCCGUCCAGCUGCUGUGUCACAACUGCGAUCUUGACCCCAGUAUUACACCAGUCUAACAGACUCUCGCUCACUUGUUUCUCUCUCACAAUCACUGAGCUCAAAUCGCACUUUAUUUCCUUUUUUUUUUUUUUUACUGCCCUGUGUUCUGAAAUGUAAUAAAUAACAUGCAAGAGAA